Messenger RNA from Amphimedon queenslandica, 1219 nucleotides. RefSeq names its product transmembrane protein 192-like. Lineage: Eukaryota; Metazoa; Porifera; Demospongiae; Haplosclerida; Niphatidae. The transcript has 7 exons. Bases 179 to 1150 code for a protein of 323 amino acids. Gene Ontology annotation, cellular component: lysosomal membrane; late endosome. The record is from RefSeq and is a predicted model, not a curated record.
UCUUAAACUCACUAUAAACUCAAAAUACCCGCAAUACAUACCAUUAAAUGGAAUUAAGAAUAGAAUGUAUGUGUGUAAGAGUCAAGCUCCUCCCACUGUUCCUAUUAAUAGUAACAGGGACAUUGCAUAUAAUGAACUGCCUAUUAGUUGUGAGUUACCAGUCAAGUAGUCGAGAGUUAUGAGCCACAUGGAAUACUUUACCAGUCCUUCCAAACAGCGUAAUAAAAAGACAAUUGCAGAUCUGUCCGAUGAGUUUACCAACAACAAGAAAAAUUGGUGCAACUUUUGUUCUGAGCUCUACCCUAUUAAGAAGAAGCCUAAGUAUAUUGAGGGUUAUAUGUUUGAAGACUCGGAUGAUGCAGAUAGUGCUACCGAUCGCUCACCACUUGUGAGACAGCAGCCAGCAGAUGACGAUACACUCCACAGACACACGCACAUCAUAACAGGAUACCUGUCAAUAUUUGAAGUUAUAGUACUGUUGGUUUAUUUGGUUGGUGGAAUUGUUGGUCUUGUCAAUUCUGAUCGCAAUGCUGGUGAUCAUUGUGCCAAUCAAACACACCUUCCUGUCAUCUACAAGAACUGCUUUGAUAAAUUCUUAAUUGGAUUCAUGUGCAUGGCUCAUGCAAUACUGUGGCUGGCUAUUGCUGUUUUGGAUCGUAUCAUUCAGUGGCAGCACCAGAUCAUAAGGAGAAAAGGAUACCUUAAAUUCUACAGAAAGAUGAAAAACCUAAGACGCAUACCAUUCAUCAUGAUGUCACUAGGCACUGCUGUGCUUCUGAUAUUUGUCUCAGUUUUGUAUCUGUUCAGUGUUAAGGAUAGGGUAGAUCAAACUUCAUCAGCUUCCUUUAGAGUCAAGUACUUUAUGUUCAUUAUUGUUGGAAUAGAGAUGUUCAUAUCAAUAAUAGCUUUAAUGAUAUAUAUCAUUCAAGCUGUCUUGUUUAAUAUUCGUCGUCCCCCACCUGAUGUUAUACAGGACACAGCAUCAAUGGCAAACUCACCAACAGCCACCCUCACUACUGUUGGAUUCAGAGAUGGUGAAGAUUUGGAUGAAUUGUUAGAGAGACAAGCUGACAUGAUCAGGUACUUGCAGCAACACAAUGCCAGCCUUGGGAGAAGAAUAAUGGAAUUGCAAUCAAGAACAAUUGAAUAAUCAUACAAGAACACAAUAAAUAUAUUAAAAGUCUGUUUGAAAGUGUGUAUUAUGCAGAUAACUGAAAAA